Pseudozyma flocculosa PF-1 is the source of this 3690-nucleotide messenger RNA. RefSeq lists its product as uncharacterized. Gene Ontology annotation, cellular component: Sin3-type complex. Lineage: Eukaryota; Fungi; Basidiomycota; Ustilaginomycetes; Ustilaginales; Ustilaginaceae. The record is from RefSeq and is a predicted model, not a curated record. Gene Ontology annotation, molecular function: histone deacetylase binding. The transcript has 5 exons. Bases 1 to 3690 code for a protein of 1229 amino acids. Gene Ontology annotation, biological process: negative regulation of transcription by RNA polymerase II.
AUGGGCAGCAAGCCAGCGGCUGCAGAGGCGACCACUGCGACCAUCACUGCCGAUCCAUCUGGCCCCACCGACCCCUCCACCGCCACUUCGACCGCUUCCGACAAGCCUCAGCAGGUCGACCCAUCCCUGGCAGAUCCCCAGGACCAGGACGCAGAAGGCAGCUCCGACGCCGAGACCGAGCCUCUGCCCUACGACGACGACGACGACGACGACGACGACCGCGACGCUGACGCCGACGCAGAGGCAGACCCAGACGUGAUGGACGCCUCAGCCCUGGAUCCAUCCACAGCGGCCGCAGCUGGUGCGCCAGUCGAGCAGCCGGCGACGCUCGACUCUGCAGCUAUGGCCAGCACGGAUGCGGCCGAUAUCGCCGACGUCUCGAUGUCCUCGGUCCAGGCCAACGGUCAGGAGGCUAUCGAGGCGGAAACGAUGGAACCGGCGUCGCAGGCCGGGUCGGCCGCCAUCCCGUCGACGCAGGGCUUCAACUCGAACAUGAGCUCGCCACAGAAGACGGGCGGCUACACGGGCGACGAGUUCAGCGCCGAGAGCGACCUCACCGACGAGCCCGACGACGACGAGCAGAACGACGACCCCAACGACGACGACGACGACGACGACGACGAUGAGGACGGCGCAGGCGACGACGACGACGACGAUGCUUCUUCGCUCUCCGACGACCUCGGCUCCGAGGAGGAGUCGCAGCAGCCUCGGCGCGCGCCUCAGACCGUCGAUGCUGACGCAGAUGCGGACGCGGAUGCGGAUGCGGAUGGCGAGGGCGAGGAUGAGGAGGACGAGGACGAGGAGGGCGAGUUCCGGGACGAAGAGGAAGGCGGCGAGCGCCGCUCCGACCGCCUUGGCCGCCGCGUCGCGUCCACACGCUCGUCUCCGCGCAAGGCUCGUGGCCAGCACAGCGACGACGACGACGACGAGGGCGAGGGCGACGGAGACGGCGAAGAGGAGGAGGAGGACGACGACGAGGACGAUGGGGAAGACGAAGGGUCCGACGCAGGUCAAGGUGGACCGCGGCCGCCAGCCGCCGCCGGCGAGGACGAGGCUGCCGAGGCUCUGGCCGCCCUCACCGGAGGGGCCGCCCCGGUUGCUGCCGCCGACCACGCCGCCGAGGUGGCCAACGCCGUCGAGGGACUCGAAGGCCUCGCCGCGCUCGCCUCUGCCGGAGUCCAGCACCAGAACGCCGCCCGGGACGACACAGCGGCGCAAGGUGCGGGCGACAAGAAGAAGCUUCGGGUUCAACAGCUACGAGCGCCCGGCGAAGACGGCGAGGCGCCCAGCUCCGACAUCACGCCCGAGCCCGAGGACGACGAUGCCGAGCUCUCGGAGCUCGAGGACGAGGACUCGGCCGAACGCAAGCAGGAGCUGGCGAUGAUCGCCACGAUGAAGAAGCGCGCCGCCGCCACGGGUGGCGCCACCAGCCUCCUCGAGCCCGACCCGAUGGAGAGCCUGCCCGCCUCGGCUGCCACCUCGCGCGCAGGAUCCGAAGUCGAUGAGGACGAGGAGGACAAGGCCGCCAAGGCAAAGGAGCUCGAGGCCGACGGACACGCCGACGCAGAUGCCGAGGGCGAAGCCGUAGGCGGGGCUGCCGCCGACGAGGCUCAAGCGGCUGAGCCCGACACGCCUGCCAACGAGGUCGCAGAGCAGGAAGAAGACACGUCGACGGACGAGGCCGCCAUCCGCCGACAGGAAGCCAUGGAGGCGCUGACCAAAAUCGAGAUUGGCUUUGCGAUGCUGCGGGACCGUCUCUACGUCGAGCGCCUCGAGGAGAUCUCCAAAGAGGGCGACAUGAUCGCCGAUGGCACCCACCCGGAGCUGCAGCACCUCACGAACGCCAUCGAGCUGCGGCGGCAGCGCCGCAUGAAGCUCGUCGAGAUGUGGUUCGAGCAGCAAGAGGCGCAGUACGAGAGGGUGGCCAAGGCGGAAGAGUCGACCGCCUGGAGCGUAUGGAGGACGAGCUCUGCCUCGCUGCGCAGGGAGACGAUGGACGACUACAGCCGCAAGCGGCGGAAGCUCGACCGGGAGAAGAGGUCUCUCGACGCACCCCGUCCCGUACGACGCCACCAAGUCUUCGAGACGGAGCUUGUCCGCAACCCGGACCGCCUGCACGCUCCCAUGAUCAGCACGGCCAACAGCGAGCAGGACGAGCGGACGGGCACCGCGCGCAAACGCAAGACGGCCGCCAUGCGCCGCGCCGUGGCCGAGGAGAGCGAGGCGGCCAACGAGUUUGUCGCCUACCCGGACUUGCGAGGGCUCAGCGAGGGCGACGUCUGGAUGGACAUCGAACGCAUGGGCAUCCGACCUGCCGAGACCCAGGCGGCGGCCCUCUACGACCCGUUCUACGGAGGCGUGCCCCCCGAGAUGCACCACGCGGAGCUCCACGCCAUGUAUGGUCCCGACGCUGCCGCCGCUGCUGCUGCGGCGGCGGCGGCCGCGGCACAGAUGGGUGUGCCUCCCGGCUCCUUUGGGCCAGGGGGCUACGGGAUUAUGCGGAUGCCCGGUGCGCCAGGCGACCCCGCCGCGCAGCAUACGCCCGUCCGGGCCGGAAUGCCACACCCUGCGAUGGGUGUCGGCCCGCCCAUCCAUGGCUACGACGCCUAUGUCGCGGCUGAGCUGGAGCAUGCGCAUAUGCAGCAGCAGCAGCAGCAUCUCAUGCACCGCCUCCCUGCGCACCACGAGCUGGUCGACGCCCACGGCCGGACGUUGGGAUCGCCGUACCCGCCGGAGAUGUACGGCUACCCGCCCCACAUCGCCCAGGCGCAGCUCCAGCAGCAGCAGCAACAGCAGCAUCUUCACCAUCAGCAGCAGCAGCAGCAGCAGCAGUACCAGCAGCAGCAGCAACAGCCGCCGCAGCCACAGCAAGCGCCGCAUGGACCGGCUCGGCAACAUGGCGGCGCGGCGGGUGCUACCACUGCGUCGCCUUCUCCGCGGAACCGCACCAGCCGCAAGGCCGACCGAGCUACAUCGGGCAUGCAGGACAAGGAGGCGGGCGCGGCCCUCGAACGCAGCGGGAGCGGACGUGGGCGGGGUGGAUCGGCGCGCGGUGGCAGCAGCGGCAGGGCAAAGGGGGGGGCGGCUAAGCAGAGCGCCGCGGCAGCAAGCGCAGGAGCGGCUUCUACAGCAGUCCCAGCAGCAGCAGCAGCAGCAGCAGUAGCAGCAGCGGCGCCGGCAACAGGCGCAGCUCGACCGCCGCCGGCAACGGCAUCGACGCAGAACGGCGCCGCGCACGAGGGCCGCGACGCCGGUCGACAGGCGCCCACCACCGCGUCUGCCGCACCGCCACCGAACGUUGGUCGGGGAGCCUCGUCGGCAGCCGAGGCCAACAGCAAGCAUGCAGCCGCAGCUCCUGCGCCACAGGACGCAGCACCGCACCAUCCCAGCGGCCACGCGGGUGGCGCCGCCACGAGGCCGAACGGGCCAACCAAGGGGGCAGCGCCGGUCAACAGGAAGCCGAUGGCUGCCGGGCCACCCCCGCCGUCGUCGGUGGGCGAGCAGAAGAUGGCGAUGAUGGGCGAUGAGGGCUCGCCUACAGCGGGCAGACCGGCCGUCGCAGCGCCAGCAUCAGCGAGCAUCGAGGCAGCCGGACCCACGGCCGCCGUCGCGGCACAGACUGCUGUGGCAUCAGGCGGCGGGAGUGGCGGCGGCGGCAGCGGCGGCGGAGCUGGGUCGCAAGGACGCUGA